Molecule: messenger RNA, 1161 nt
Organism: Stomoxys calcitrans (stable fly)
Lineage: Eukaryota; Metazoa; Arthropoda; Insecta; Diptera; Muscidae
Product: serine proteinase stubble
Exons: 7
Coding region: 1-1161 (386 amino acids)
Biological process (GO): proteolysis
Molecular function (GO): serine-type endopeptidase activity
Source: RefSeq, a predicted model, not a curated record
AUGUACAUAUGGAACUGUCUGACACUAAUCUCUGGAGUUAUCUAUAUAACAGCCAUUGAACUGGGAACAAGUUCGGCCCAAGCCAAUAUUUUGAACACAAUUCUGGGUGUCCCCUCAGAAUGUUUACAUCAGGGUGGUGUUUGGCCUUGCAAGUUAUCAUUUUCUUGCUGGCUGCAGGGAGGCAAGCAUGCUCGUGGCUGUGGAAACAACAAAUGGUUCUUUUCAUGUUGCAUUGCAGCAGAGGGAGACAUUUCACCAGCAGCAAAUUUGGUGGAGACUGCCCUGGUGGAGUACAACAAAAAAGUCACUUCUCUACCCAAAAGAGUGUUUCUCAGAAGGCGGGAGGAAAACGAUAUAGCAAUUAAGCCGGAAUGUGGCUUCGCUCGCAAUUUUCAACAAACUUUACAGAAACGCAUUAUAGGCGGCAGACCAGCUCAAUUUGCCGAAAAUCCUUGGCAGGCUCACAUACGUAUUGCCGAAUAUCAAUGUGGUGGAGUUUUGGUCUCCAAAAAUAUGGUGGCCACUGCUGCCCAUUGUGUUCAGCAGGCCCGAUUACAGGACAUCUCAGUUUAUUUGGGGGAAUUGGAUACCCAAAAUUUGGGUCAUGCACAUGAGCCUUUGCCGGCUGAGAAACACAAUGUCAUACAAAAGAUAAUACAUCCGCUCUUUGAGUUUCGUAUGACACAACCGGAUCGUUUUGAUUUGGCCUUAUUGAAAUUGGCCAAGCCCACAGGAUUUAGUGAACACAUAUUACCCAUAUGUUUGCCCAUGUAUCCCAUACGCUUGGUGGGUCGCAAGGCCAUUGUAGCCGGUUGGGGUAAAACGGAAGCCAGCAUGGGCCAGGCGGGUACAAAUAUGCUACAAGUGGCUACGGUACCCAUUAUAACUUCUGUGGAAUGCCUUCGCUGGCAUGAAAGCAAACAAAUCAAAGUCGAGCUCUUUAAUGAAAUGUUUUGUGCUGGUCAUUCAGAUGGCCAUCAAGACGCUUGUUUAGGAGAUUCCGGUGGCCCUCUCAUAAUCAAAGAAAGAGGUCGCUUCUUCUUGGUAGGCAUAACCAGCGCAGGUUUUGGCUGUGGCGUCGAUCACCAACCAGGCAUUUAUCACAACGUGCAGAAGACCACCAAAUGGAUUCAGGAGAUCUUAAUACGUCAUGCCUCCUAA